GUAAAAAUGUAUAGUUUAGUCAACUCCGAUUUUAAUCGGACUUAUAAUCCCAGUGGCAAGCAAAAUGCCCUAAGUGAUAUUAAAAGAUUGCUAACUUCGCGUGAUACUACUGCCCAAGCAAAAGCUUGUGGAUAUUUGAUAGAAGUUAUUAGUAGAUAUGAUAAUAACUUAGAAGAAAAGGAACGCCUAGUAGAAUACUUACUUGACAAUGACAUAGUUGUAUUUUUAUGUGAAGUAACAUCUAAUUUGGAUUUUAAUUUAUUUACAUCAGUGCUAAGAUGCAUGCGGCUCCUCUGGACUGCUCGUCGCUUCUUCGAAGAGCAAGCGCCCCACGCGAUGGCGGCAGUACUUCGCGCGAUGUCACAUUUUUUAACUGUAGACUCAAACGCGCGUGAUGCUUGUCUGCACUUUCUCUGCGAUCUUUUAUCUGGGAUAAGCGCACACAAGACCACGUCACCACUGUCUUAUCAAAGCGCUUACAGCACUGACCAGCUUUUAGCGUGCUUCAGUGCUUUAUCCACGCGCAUCAACAUGGCGUCUAACCCUAAGUGCAUUCUGUCAAGCGCUUUAGUGCUGCAUGAGCUAAUUUCUUACCAGCCCGACGACUUAGUAAUGCCCGCAUCAAUGGCGAAGGAAAUUGGGGUGAUAGUGAAGACAUGGUUUGAAAUGCUGGUGUUGGGCCUGAACCAUACAUCGUUGGUUGGAAAUGACGAGGAUAUAGCGUUGAUAUUGAUUGUUACUUGUAAUCUGGGGAUAGAUACUUUAAGAUUAUCGAAGAAUUUAGAGAAUUCAAAGCCACCGACUGAUUUCGUUCAGACAAUACUGGUGGAUGCGAAUGAAAUAGAAUCACUCCGACAGUGUUCUACAAAUAUACAAGGCACCGUUCUACAAACCAUUGGUGAAUUGGCUGUCUUUGUGAAAGACAAUUUAAAUACAAUAGGCACUGAAGAAUACAAGUCGUUUUUAAAAUUUCUGCUCAAUUUCUAUUACGAUGCACAAUCUGAUAUGUUGAUAGAACUAAGCGAUGUUCUGUUCACAAAAGGUUACCUGUCCAGUUUGCCAAGAGUACAAAUCGAGAGGAACGAUAUGUUGCUUCGUAAAAUAAGUACCUUUGUUCUAGGCGAACUUUUGAAAUCGUUAAUAGUAAAAUAUCUUUUAGUAAAUGAUGACAACAUUGAAAAUUGUCAUAAACAUAUACAGAUGGGACUAGUAGAGUUGCAAAACGGAAUAGAAAACCCACGCUGCAUCGGAACCGAGUUACAGAAGAGCCAACCGUACAGUUUACUCAUCUAUAUUUAUUUUUACUGCCAGUCCUCUGACAACCCAGAAGAAUGUACAUCGCAGCUUCUCCCCUACCUAGUGGAGCACAUCUUAAGACUGCAGAAAACAUUGAUGCCACCACUCUACAUUACAAAGGCUCUAUGGCUUGUUUUUGCAAUGUCAACAAUAUCUAACGGAGCCUUCAAGUCCUUGGAAGAACGUGUCUACUUAGAGAAGGCGACAGAUCGCAUUGUAACCAUGAUACAAGCAAACAUUCAAACCUUGUAUACCCACAACCCAGCGAUUCUUUUCUGGGCGUUCUCUUCUGUGCGAAUACCUAAUUAUGUUAGGAGACUUGUGCUCACGCAAUGGCUGAACAAAGAGAAUUCGCUACCAGAAGAUCUUACGAAGGAGCCAUUAGUUUGGCAACUGCUACUGUCUAUACUAACUCAGAGUAAAGAUCCGGCUAUCGUGUCUAACUGUGUAACAACACUCAACAGAUGCUUAGAGACAAGUGAUGAUGAAGUGGCGCAGGAAUUCGGUACAUUGAUAUGGUCCAUGUUGCCCGAUGUUUUGUCUACAACCCUGAUAAACUAUGAAAAUGUCGUAGAUUGGAAUAUUUGCUACCUCCUAGACAUAGCGACUACGCUCGUGCCAAGAAAAUUAAACGAUACUGUUUGCCUUAAGAUAAGCGUUCUGGUAACCACACUGCUCUCAAAGGCAUUACCUGAUACGAGCGAUAUUGAAACAAAGGAUCACUUUCAAUAUGUCUGCCUCACACUUUGUUUGAUAAUCCUACAGUUCUCCAACGAAAAAAACGAUAAUAGAGUUCUUUUGACGUACGCGAACAAGUCAAUAUUCCUAGCCAACGUACUGUCGUGUAUCACAAGCGGCGAUGACUCUGUCGCGUGCGCUGCUCUUCGCUUGCUCUCCAACAUCGUGUACAGUUUCCAGAAGAACAACUACCAACCUAAUUCACUUCUCCAAAUACGUACCGACGAAAUAGUGAAAUGCUUACGCCAGGACAGUUCAGUUGAGCGCGAUAGUUCAGUCCUACAACUUGUUUUCACGGUGCUGAAUUCCGGGUUCAAUACUCCAAUAGCAAUGACGUACAGUUUUGAAGAAAUAGCUACUGAUGAUCAAGAGUGCUGCGCAUUGAGGGCUUUGAUGUUUAGAGUGCAGAUUGUACUGUGCUAUAGGGAUUCGGAACACCGCACAUCAAUAGGCUGGAAAACAUUAAGUUCUAUUUUCAAACACACUAUCAUCUACAAAAACGAUUCUAGACUAGUAAAUACAUUAACAUGCCAACCAUGGAUCUAUAGCCUCAUACGAUUUACUUUAGCACAAGAAAUUACUGUAGAAUUCUUAACAUUUCUAAACAAUUGGAUAAGUCUUUUGAGAAUCGCAAUAAAGAAGAAUAUGGAAAUACGCAAGACGUGUAUCUCAAAGAAUAGUAUCAUAACACGAACUAUGAAUCUGUUGAAGAAAUCUUUACCUGAUGAGAACUACAAAGAUACAACUAAACAGAUAUUGGAAGUCUCAUGUGACAUUUUGGAUAAUUAUUGCAAUAAUAAUUAAAAACUUACUUUACU
Leptidea sinapis is the source of this 2852-nucleotide messenger RNA. RefSeq lists its product as uncharacterized. The transcript has 14 exons. Lineage: Eukaryota; Metazoa; Arthropoda; Insecta; Lepidoptera; Pieridae. The coding region runs from base 7 to 2838 and encodes 943 amino acids. The record is from RefSeq and is a predicted model, not a curated record.